AUGUCUCUUCUUUCCUUACCCGUCGAGCUUCUUCUUCUAAUCACAUCCGAUCUUCACCGACGCGAUCUCAAUGCGCUCAUCCAAUCCCAUCCUCAUCUCCACCGUGCCCUCAACUGCUCCCUCUAUUACGACAAUGUGCACAACCGCGAUGCCUCGGCACUAUUCUGGUCUGCUUUCCAUGGGUCCAUCGAGACCCUAGAACAUCUCCUCAUCGCGGGUGCCAAUGUUAUCUGGGACUCAACAUACCAGCAGCAGAAUGAACACCCGUCAUCGAAAAAGCAUCCGAUCUCAUUUGCAGCUACCCAUGGACACGUCAAUAUUGUGGCGAAAUUCAUCGAACUCGGCGUCGAUAUCGACUACAAAGAUCCAAUGGGCCGUAAUCCGCUAUCCCUCGCGGCACGCGGGGGCCACAUAGAGCUGUGCCAGUUCCUCGUCAAUAAAGGGUCUCUCUUGUUAUCGCCCGAUGUCAAUGAUAUGGAUCCAACGAACCACGCAUCAGUUCAAGGCCACGGGGAACUCGAAGACUUCCUCUUUGGAGAAGUGCAAAAACGCCUUAUCCACACAAACCAUAUCUCUGCGAAAUCAAUCAUUCAACAACACCUCCAUUGGAUGCUGAGAGCCGCAGCAGAGAGAGGAGAGAACGAUCGCCUUAAACUCCUCCUGACAAAUCCCGAGGCUGAAUUAGAUAUCGUCCCCGCCCUUCUUCAGAAGGACCUUGUUCCUGACAGACGCAGCGGUCCCCCUUGGUUCCCAACUCCAUGGGGAAGCCAAACCCCUCUGAUAAGCGCCAUACAAUCAGCGCCAGAUCCCAUAAGCACGGCCAAAAUACUCCUAGAAAACGGGGCCGAUCCAAACGUUCUCGUCGCCGUUCGAAGCACUGUUCCAAUCUCGAUAUUUCCCUUGAAGAUCCUCCGCAAAUUGUAUUUAGGAAUGUAUGAAAAUGCCGCAUCCGCCGCUCUGAGAAGAGAUCAGAGUUACAGUAUUCUCGAGCUUCUACUGGAGCACGGGUUAACACCCGUGAAUUCGGAAACGACUGUGGUCCGAGCCGCACAGCUCCAAAAACUUGAUGAAUUCCGCCUCCUGAUCGAUAAUGGUGCCUAUUAUCGGAGCCAGGCUUACCGUUUAUGGCAAGUCGGGUAUAAGCCUAUACUAGAUUUACUCUUGGAGCGUGAGGUGGAUGUUAACGAGCUUCUGAAUUCCGAAAAUGAUCCGUUUGGCUUUGUCCAGAGGCCGACUCUCCCGAAUACGCCGCCCGGAACAAGGGCUGAAUGGGCUAUGUAUUUGAACGGUCAUCUGGAUAAGGAUUGA
Messenger RNA from Penicillium manginii, 1308 nucleotides. RefSeq names its product ankyrin repeat domain-containing protein. Gene Ontology annotation, molecular function: protein binding. The coding region runs from base 1 to 1308 and encodes 435 amino acids. Gene Ontology annotation, cellular component: cytoplasm; nucleus. NCBI's taxonomy places the organism in Eukaryota, Fungi, Ascomycota, Eurotiomycetes, Eurotiales, Aspergillaceae. The record is from RefSeq and is a predicted model, not a curated record. The transcript has a single exon.